UAGGAUCAGCCAACCAAAAACCCAUCGGACGGUUAGAAAUCGAAUUCGAACUUUUUCAAUACCCUUCACCCACUCUCACUCAAGCAUCCUUAAUUCCACUCCCCCUUUCAAUAUCGCCACCCCUUAUCCCUCUCCCCCCUCUCGCAAACUCUCCAAUGGCCAAUGUCCUCCGAACUUCACCUUUCUCGGCGCCAUUUGCAGCGCCGCCAUCCGCCGCAUCGCCCAACUCUAGAAAACCGUCGUACGUUUCGCUUCGGCGAAGUCAAACCAGCAGCAGCAGCACGCCUUAUCUCACUAUAAGCUCCCUCCGGUUCUCUCACUUGCCGUCCCUCCGGCUCGUCAAGUUCGCGCCUUUGGCUUCACAGGGUGAGGCCGAGACGGCUGGGACGGUGGAGGAGGAGGUUCAGGAGGCCGAAGAAGUCGAGGACUCUUUGGAUGGUGCAAUUCCUGUGGAAGAUAGUACCAGUGACGGUGAAGAAGUGACGAGUGAUGAUGGUGAAGGUGAUGCUGAGGAAAAAUCUGUUUCAGCCAUCACAGCGUCACUCCAACAAUACAAAGAAGCUUUAGCCAGUAAUGAUGAAUCAAAAGUUGCUGAAAUAGAAUCUUUCCUAAAAUCUUUUGAAGAUGAGAAAAUAGGACUUGAAAUGAAAGUGGCUUCUUUGUCCGAAGAACUGUCAGCAGAGAAGGUUCGUAUUCUGAGAAUAAGUGCGGAUUUUGACAAUUUCCGGAAAAGGACAGAAAGGGAACGCAUUUCUCUGGUAACAAAUGCUCAGGGGGAAGUUGUGGAGAGUUUGUUGCCUGUAGUGGAUAAUUUUGAGAGGGCUAAAACCCAGAUUAAGGUGGAGACAGAGGGAGAGGAGAAGAUCAACAAUAGCUAUCAGAGCAUUUAUAAACAGUUCGGAGAGAUUUUAAACUCUCUUGGUGUUGUUCCUGUUGAGACGGUGGGGAAGCCCUUUGAUCCAUUGUUGCAUGAAGCGAUUAUGCGUGAGGACUCUUCAGAAUACGAAGAAGGUGUUAUAAUCGAUGAAUUUCGCAAGGGGUUUAAGCUUGGUGACAGGCUUUUGCGUCCGUCAAUGGUAAAGGUAUCGGCUGGUCCAGGGCCUGCCAAGGUAGAGCAGGAAGUACCUCCAUCUGAGGAACAGGAAGCAAGUGAAACCGCCGAGAAGGGAACCGAGUCAGCUUAAAGACCACGUAUUGAGUCUAGUUCAGUUUUGGAACAGAAAUAGUAACUUCAUUUGUACUUCAAUCAGUAGGGUAGUAAUUUUUGGUGGGCGUGGCGGUUUCUGGUGGCAUAUUACUGUCGGUUUUCUUUUCUACUGAGCGAACCAUCACGUACCGAUGUCAUAUAUUUGUGUGUUUUGAAUGCGAGCGCAUGAUAACUUUUGUGUACUGAUUUGGACGUCAUUGAAUGUUUAAGUUCCUACCAUAUUAUCAAAGUAUCAGUUGGAGUUCUGUUU
Malus domestica (apple) is the source of this 1457-nucleotide messenger RNA. RefSeq lists its product as uncharacterized. Gene Ontology annotation, cellular component: chloroplast. NCBI's taxonomy places the organism in Eukaryota, Viridiplantae, Streptophyta, Magnoliopsida, Rosales, Rosaceae. Gene Ontology annotation, biological process: protein folding. The record is from RefSeq and is a predicted model, not a curated record. Gene Ontology annotation, molecular function: protein-folding chaperone binding; adenyl-nucleotide exchange factor activity; protein homodimerization activity.